Molecule: messenger RNA, 1813 nt
Organism: Carassius carassius (crucian carp)
Lineage: Eukaryota; Metazoa; Chordata; Actinopteri; Cypriniformes; Cyprinidae
Product: C-X-C chemokine receptor type 1-like
Exons: 2
Coding region: 1-1092 (363 amino acids)
Biological process (GO): G protein-coupled receptor signaling pathway; neutrophil chemotaxis; immune response
Cellular component (GO): membrane
Molecular function (GO): C-X-C chemokine receptor activity
Source: RefSeq, a predicted model, not a curated record
AUGACUGAUCCAAAUAGAUCUUUUAAUAUUGAUAACUUCGAAGAUUACUAUUAUGAGGAUCUCAACUACACAGAUGUCCAGAACGUCACUGAUUUUGUUCCGAAUGAGAAGACAAUGCUUUGCUCCCCCAUCCCUAUAGUGGAUGGCAUCAACAUCGCAUUCUGCAUCUUCUAUGUGCUCAUCUUUAUUAUAGCUGUUCCUGGGAAUCUGAUUGUAGGCUGGGUCAUCACCUCCAACAAAAAAACGCUUUCCCCCUCAGACGUCUACUUGUUCAACCUGAUGCUGGCCGACACAUUACUGGCUCUGGUUCUGCCAUUUUCGGCGGUUUCCCUGAUCCACGGUUGGGUGUUUGGCAAUAUUGCAUGCAAACUUGUUUGCCUGGUGAAGGAAGUGAAUUUCUACACCAGCAUUUUGUUCCUGGUGUGCAUCAGCAUGGAUCGCUACAUGGUUAUUGUCAGAGCUAUGGAGUCCCGAAAGAUUCAGGGAAGGCUGUGCAGUGGAGUCGCCUGCACAUUGGUGUGGCUCCUGGGCCUGGUGCUCUCCUUGCCAUCAUUCUACAACGAGGCGUUUUAUGAGCCAGUUUCCAACCAGACCGUGUGUACUGAACGCUUUGAGACGAAUCAAGCCGACGAAUGGCGACUGGCCACGCGUAUCGUGAGGCAUCUGCUCGGGUUCCUCUUCCCUCUGGUGGUCAUGUUGAUCUGCUACUGCAUCACGAUGGAGCGACUCUUGCGUACGCGCGGUUUCCAGAAACAGAGAGCCAUGAAGGUCAUCAUAGCUGUGGUUGUGGCCUUUCUUCUGUGCUGGACCCCCUUCCAUGUUUCCACGAUGGUUGACACCCUCCUCAGAGCUAAAGUGGUUCAGUUCAACUGUUUCACGCGGAUGGCGGUGGACAUCGCCAUGUACUCAACUCAAAACCUUGGCCUUUUGCACUGCUGCGUGAACCCGGUGUUGUACGCCUUUGUGGGAGAGAAGUUCAGAAGAAGAUUUCUGCAGCUGCUCCAUAGGAAAGGAGUUAUGGAGCGGUUCUCGGUCUCCAGAUCUAGUAGGUCUUCUUCUUUGACCUCAGAAGCUCCUUCAAGCUUCCUGUGAGCUACACAAUGGACAUCAGUGUAUGAGAACUGCUGGACAUUUAGUGCACCUUUGCUUGCUUGCUUGAACUAGAACAGGUUUCCUCAAAUCUUGUCCAGGAGGGCCAAUGCCCUGCAGAGUUUAGCUCCAACCCUGAUCAAACUCACCUAGCUGGUUUUCUAAUGACCUUGAAGACAAUGAUUUGUGUUUGAUUAGGGUUAGAGCUAAACUCUGCAGGAAAAUGGCUCUCGUGGGCCAGAUUUGAGAACAACUGAAUUAGAACAACACAUUAUUGUAGAGGCUAAUUGCCAUGAUGAUUUGGCUCCCUCUAAUGGUCAGAAAAAACAACAUCCAUGUUUGGGUGAGAAGUAAAGGAGUGCUGCAAUCAAUGAUGAUGUAUUUUUGUAAACCAAAAACUCUUUCCAUUGGCUUUUGAAUUAUUGCAGAAAAUAAGCUCUUUGGCCAUCAAAAGCUUAUUAUUCUGACACAUUUUGUUCAUCAGGAUAAUCUUUACAAAUGAACAACUUUUUGAAGGGGGUUUUACUGCAUUUGAUGUAGAAUAAAAUACAAAAAUAUCUUGAGCUUGUGUAAAAAAGAACAUUUUGUUGUGUAUUUGGUGUAAUGAAAUGUGUUUAUGCAGUUUAAGGUUCAAAAAACAUUAUUUUCCACAUACUGUACAUUAUUGUUGCUCCUCUGUGUCCCACCUUUCUGAAACGUGUAGAUUUUUACAAAACUCAUUGUC